AUGAUUCUUGUCAAUUCUAUUUUUGAUAGAAGGAGCUAUGGAGGAUGGCGCAGGGCUGUUCUCAUAGCUCUAUCAGCUAAGAACAAAUUGGGAUUCACAGAUGGAACCAUAUCAGUCCGUGCGGCAUCUGCAGCUUCCUUCAAACCUUGGAGCCGUUGUAAUGACAUGGUGAUGUCAUGGCUUUUCAAUUCACUUUCCAAGGAAAUUGCUGAAAGUGUUCUCUACUCCAAAACAGCAAGAGGGAUUUGGAAGGAGCUUGAGGACAGAUUUGGGCAAAGCAAUGGAGCUUUGCUUUAUCAGCUGCUAAAGGAGCUCAGUGACACAGUUCAAGGAAGUUCAGACAUAGCUGGUUAUUAUACAAAAGUGAAAAGAAUCUGGGAUGAGCUUGACAGCCUAGAUACAUGUGUUCACUGUAGUUGUGAUUGCUCUUGUGGAGGGAAGAGUAGAUCUCUGAAAUCUCAUCAAGAUGGCAGGCUCAUCCAAUUCCUCAUGGGGCUGAAUGAGGCCUACUCUGGUGUAAAAAUCAAUAUUCUGAUGGCUUCACCUCUGCGCAUCAUCAAUCAUGCUUACUCCCUAUUAAUUCAAGAUGAAAAACAAAGGGAGAUACAUGUAGCUCAGCACCCUGUUGAAUCUGCUUUCAUGGUUGCAAGACAACAAUAUGGAGGUCAAAAGCUUGGAAGUUCUGAGAAAAAGGGAAACUAUGAAGGAAAGAAGAACAAUCUUACAUGCUCCUAUUGUAAGAAGCCAGGAUACACUGCUGAAAAAUGUUAUAGGAUCAUUGGUUUUUCGGCUGAUUUCAAAUUUACCAAAAACAAGAGGUUUCAAAGUGCUGGUACACAUGCUAAUGCAGCUGUCACAACUGAAGAUGGUGGAAAUCAGACCUUUAAUGCUACAGAAAGGGCCGUCACUCAAGAAGAGUACAACAACUUGUGUGAACUUCUACAACAGGUUAAGUCUGGAUCUCAGGGAGAUAUGAAUUCUUAG
Messenger RNA from Nicotiana attenuata, 984 nucleotides. RefSeq lists its product as uncharacterized. The coding region runs from base 1 to 984 and encodes 327 amino acids. NCBI's taxonomy places the organism in Eukaryota, Viridiplantae, Streptophyta, Magnoliopsida, Solanales, Solanaceae. The transcript has a single exon. The record is from RefSeq and is a predicted model, not a curated record.